AUGCUGACGAACGUUUUGCUGUACAGCCGGCUGUUGAACACCACGGAGCUGAAGGCGCUCGUGAAGGAGAAGCCCGCCCCUCCGGUGACGACAGAAGCGCCGUUGCCCACGGCCCCUCCGCAGGUCACGAGCGACAGCUCCGUGCGUGGGUGUGUGGCUGCCUAUUUCUCUUCUGAGUGGAAGGGAACAACAGGGAAGGAGGUGGACCCGCGCUGGAAACCGCGCCAACUUCUUUUUGCUCGUGAUUUUCUUUGUUUUGGGAGUCCCCGUUUUCCUUCUUUUUUUUUUGUCUUUUUUUGCUUGUG
Trypanosoma rangeli is the source of this 305-nucleotide messenger RNA. RefSeq lists its product as uncharacterized. The record is from RefSeq and is a predicted model, not a curated record. Lineage: Eukaryota; Euglenozoa; Kinetoplastea; Trypanosomatida; Trypanosomatidae. The annotation marks the transcript as partial. The transcript has a single exon.